This is a messenger RNA of Eurytemora carolleeae, 1374 nucleotides long. RefSeq lists its product as uncharacterized. NCBI's taxonomy places the organism in Eukaryota, Metazoa, Arthropoda, Copepoda, Calanoida, Temoridae. The record is from RefSeq and is a predicted model, not a curated record. Gene Ontology annotation, cellular component: nucleus; cytoplasm. The transcript has 9 exons. Bases 231 to 896 code for a protein of 221 amino acids.
CUAUAGAAAGCGACUUUUAGACUCAAGUUAUGAUUUGAAAAUAAAUGAGACACCGCAAUUAUGGAGUUUGCACAGCUCAUUGAAAACUGAUUUUCAAACGUCAUGUGAAAAUAUUUCAUUUGUAACUUGAUCAAAUACUUCAAUAAAUUGCGUUAAUGUCGUCUUCCUAUUCCCCAGUUUCAUGUUUCUUACUGUAUAAAUUUGUAUCUUGAGCGGAACCUUAUAAGUUAAUGUACAAUUCUGUUUUAAAAAAACAUUUUUUUCUCCAUUCUUCAGAAAUGAAUCUGUCUGUAUCCCUAAUAGAUUUGGCAGAAACAGAUUCAAGAGCAUCAGAUUCUCCAAGCCUAGGUGGUCCAGGAACUCCAGGAGGUCCAGGUACUCCUACUCCUGCAUCCUCUCCAUUCUGCUGGCCUGACUCCAGGUAUGGAAACUCCCCAGAUCUCCAUACAGCACUCAACAACAUUCCAAAAUCAUUUACAAAUCAGUUAAACCAAUUUGCCCAGUACUCUAACAUUCCUCAGCAGUACUCGGGGCUCAUCAACUUCCCAGCUCUUACAAGCUUUCAGACGAAGGAAAAAUUUAACUACCAGAGAGAACGUGAUCCAAAACCAUACGAGAAACCUCUAACUUUGGAGUCCAGUUACAACCUUUACUCUACGAAUACAGUUUCUCAACAACAGCAGUCCAACUAUAAUACUUCAACGUUUACCAACAAUCUGCAGCAGUCUUCAAAAUACAGCCAGCUAUUGGUAGUCAUUGAGGAACUGGGGAAGGACAUAAGGCCUUCCUAUGCAGGCAGUAAGUCCAGUGCAGAGCGGUUGAAAAGAAGUAUUGUUCACGCGAGGAUUUUGGUGCGCGAGGCUCUCAUGGAGACAGAGCGGUCUGGCCGCCAGUAAUAUGAUUGAACGGUCUGGCCGCCAGUAAUAUGAUUUAACGGUCUGCCCGCCAGUAAUAUGAUUGAACGGUCUGCCCACCAGUAAUAUGAUUGAACGGUCUGCCCGCCAGUAAUCAAACAGAGCGGUCUGCCCGCCAGUAAUCUGGCCGUAAGGUCUACCCGCCAGCAAUCUGGCAGAACGGUCUACCCGCCAGAAAUCUGUCAAAAUGGACUCCCCGCUGUUCAAUUUGAUAUGAUCUUAUUGAAAAGUUAAAUUUGUAAUGAUCCUCUGUAUCUGUUAAAUAGGAUAUGUUGAAUCAACAUUGCUGAUUAAUCAUUUAUGACAACCUUACAUCUUACAUGGUUUAAUGUCUGAUGAUCAUGUGCAGCUGUGCAGAGUGAUAUGAUCCUGCUUCAUGGUUAAAUAUGUAAUGAUCAAUGUCCGGGUUAAAUUUGUUAUGGUAAUGUGUAAACGUCGUAAUAAAUGUGUAGAUAUGAUA